UUGAAUAGGCCCAUUAAUGACCAAAACUCAGCAGCUUGUAGUAGAGAGAGUAUGAGAAACAAGUUGCAGUCGCAGCACUGAACUCAACUGCCCGGAAAACGGAGGCGGCGUUAACGUCGGCCGGCACACACAGUGAGAAAAAAAUGAAGGUUGUUUCAGUAGCACUUAGGUCAUUCAAAUGCAAUUUGUCAAAUAGGUUUCAACAGACUCAUUUGCUUAGAAAUCUCUCUACUUGGACAUUUCCAGAUAACAGAACUGCUAAUGAGAAGGGUGACAAGUCAGAGUCCUUUGAGGAAUUUGAGAAGCGGAUAUUUAGUCCUGGGGGGACUUCCAAAACUGAUGCCAUUCUAGAUAAGCUGAAUCAACGGGUAAACAAUCGAGAUAGAUAUAGUUCAGUGCAGGGUGGAAGUUCCCAGUUUUUGGAUGAUCUAGAACAAACUUUUGACACAUUAUCUGAUGGAAUGGAUGGAAAACUGAAUAAUGCUGCUAGAUACUUUGAAUUUGAUCCUGAUGAAAUCGAUAAAGAGGAUUAUUCUUUUCGAUAUGAUACCACUUUUCAUCGUGGAUCAACAUAUACUCUAAAGGAUCUUGAUCUUACAAAGCCUGCUGCACGCAAACCCCCGAUAAGGAGUGAACUCUCAGUAACCACUAAAGAAGUUCUUAGUCAAGCUGAUUUCAGGAAUGUAAGAUUCCUAGCAAACUUCAUAACAGAAGCUGGAAUUCUUAUCAAGAGAAGCCAGACUGGCAUUAGUGCAAAGGCUCAAAGGAAGGUUGCCAGGGAGAUUAAAACUGCACGAGCUUUCGGCUUGAUGCCCUUUACAACAAUGGGUACGAAGUCAUUUAUUUAUGGGAGAACUAUGGAGAAUCUCGAUGACGACUUCUCUUACAGGAGUGAAAUUAGAAACACGCCUAGUGAACUUGAUGUGGACGGAGACAUCCCUUAAAGCAUCCAUAUUAAUGUUUAUGCUGUGGAGUUGAAUUAGCUUGCAUAAUCUAUUUUUCUUUUUUGGUUUCUGUACCGGGUUUUGAGAGACGGUGGAAAUUUAUUGAAUAAGUGAUUUUGCUGGUAUACUUUGAUUACUAAGGUUCCUAUGUUGUACUUGUAUAAAUUCUAUAGCCUUAAACGUUAUUUACUUGAAUCUGAAUAUUAUUGCAAUGAUUGGUACUUAUAUCAAAAUGUCAGU
This is a messenger RNA of Cicer arietinum (chickpea), 1184 nucleotides long. RefSeq lists its product as uncharacterized. The record is from RefSeq and is a predicted model, not a curated record. NCBI's taxonomy places the organism in Eukaryota, Viridiplantae, Streptophyta, Magnoliopsida, Fabales, Fabaceae. Gene Ontology annotation, cellular component: mitochondrial small ribosomal subunit; ribosome. Gene Ontology annotation, biological process: translation. Gene Ontology annotation, molecular function: small ribosomal subunit rRNA binding; structural constituent of ribosome.